AUGGCAGGCGAUAAACUCUGGUCUGCACAGCAGAUCUCCUCGCACAAAACCCCGGACGACUGCUGGAUUGUUGUCGACAACCAGGUAUGGGAUGUGACCGACUUCCUGGACGAGCACCCCGGCGGAUCUACGAUCAUCCUCAAGUACGCUGGCAACGACGCCACAAAGGCAUACUCGGAAGUACACGCGCCCAGCGUGCUGAAAACCAACCUCCGCGCGGACCAAUUCAAAGGCAUCCUCGACGAGUCGACUAUCGAUGCAGAGUGGACCAAGCCACCACCCGGCGAGUCGCCCAAGGUGGUAUUGGACCAUGAGAAACCACCCCUGCACACGUUGAUUAACGCGCAUGAUUUCGAAGUCGUGGCGUCCAAAACGGCCAGUAGUAAGACGUGGGCAUUCUAUUCCAGCGCGGCUACGGAUCUGAUCACGCGUGACGCGAACAAGUCCUGUUUCGAUCGGAUAUGGUUCCGGCCGCGCGUGCUAAGAAAUGUUCGUGCCGUGGAUGCGCGGACGAAGAUUCUAGGCGGGGACUUUAAUCUUCCGCUCUUCGUGAGUCCCGCGGCGAUGGCGAAGCUCAUCCAUCCCGAGGGAGAAUGUGCCAUUGCUAGGGCGUGCGAGAAGAAAGGUAUCAUGCAAGGCAUCUCCAACAACUCCUCCUUCACCGUAGAUGAACUCCGAACCGCGGCACCCUCAGCCAGUUUCUUCUUCCAGCUAUACGUCAACCGAGACCGCUCGAAGUCCGCCGCCCUACUGCGCCAAUGCUCCGCAAACCCGAACAUUAAAGCCAUCUUCGUAACCGUCGACGCCGCGUGGCCAGGUAAGCGCGAAGCCGACGAGCGCGUCAAAGCCGACGAGAGCUUAUCCGUGCCAAUGGCGCCAUCCAAAGCCUCCAACGACAAAAAAGGCGGCGGCCUAGGCCGCGUGAUGGCCGGGUUCAUUGACCCUGGUCUUACAUGGGAAGACCUGGUCUGGGUGCGGCAGCACACGCAUCUACCCGUCUGCCUAAAGGGCGUCAUGUCGGCCGACGACGCCAUGCUCGCAAUGAAGGCUGGGCUGGAUGGGAUCCUGUUAAGUAACCACGGUGGCCGGAACUUGGAUACCAGUCCGCCGUCGAUUAUUACUCUCCUGGAGAUCCACCGGCGGUGUCCUGAGGUGUUUGACAAGAUGGAGGUCUACGUGGAUAGCGGGAUCCGGCGCGGUAGCGAUAUUCUGAAGGCUGUUUGUUUGGGUGCGACGGCUGUGGGGAUGGGGAGGAGUAUGCUGUUUGCGACGAACUAUGGGCAGGAAGGGGUGGAGCAGUUGAUUGAUAUUAUGCAAGACGAGCUCGAGACCGCCAUGCGCAAUACUGGGAUCACAACACUGGAGGAGGCAUCACCCGAUCUGGUCCACACGGGGGAUGUGGACCAUCUGGUGCCUGCAUCGCGGGGACAUCCGUAUGCGCAGGCGGUGGCCAAAGGGCGUCGACCGGGAGCGAGGCUUUGA
This is a messenger RNA of Penicillium lagena, 1482 nucleotides long. RefSeq names its product FMN-dependent alpha-hydroxy acid dehydrogenase. The transcript has 4 exons. Gene Ontology annotation, molecular function: heme binding; oxidoreductase activity. The record is from RefSeq and is a predicted model, not a curated record. NCBI's taxonomy places the organism in Eukaryota, Fungi, Ascomycota, Eurotiomycetes, Eurotiales, Aspergillaceae. Bases 1 to 1482 code for a protein of 493 amino acids.